AUGUUCACUGAAAAACUUGAAGAUGUGAACUCAUGUCCACUGGAUUGGAUUGCUGCUAGUGAUUAUUGCAUAAGGUUUUAUCCGCGUGCGGUUGAUCCAGAAACAGCCCAGAAAAUUUGCAUCGGCGACUCGGCUCAACUUCUCAGUAUUCCUACUGAUGAGAAUAUUUAUGCAAAUCUUAUCACUGACGUUCGUGCAUUGUUGCAAGUAAGUUCAAUCGUUCCAGCAUAUUGUCCUUAUGAAAAUGAGUUGAAAUGCUUCGAAAACCCUUCUUUUCUCCUCUAUUUAACUGUUGGUGAAUCGUUUUGCAUCAUAUUUUAUCUGUCAUCCAAUUCGCAGCGAUAUUUCGAUGCCGGACUUCACGAGCUUGCUUGGCUUAUUGCUGCAAAUGAAUGGACCCCAUCAACAGGCAUAACCUAUGAUGUAUGGAAGAGUAUGCAGAGUGUUGAAACGCGUUUCCUCGUCUUCGAAAGAACAUCUAAUCAAAACUAUAAAUUAUCUGUGGCUUCAUCGACGUCCACCUAUCCUUUUAUUUGCUCAUUGCGGCCUCAGUUCAGGCGUUUACUACAGUAUCAACAAAUGUUGCUUCCAUCAGGAAUACCACGCUUGAUUGAGCAACCGAAUAAGGAAUAUUUAUAUACGUAUAGAUCGGAUCAACUUUAUCUAAUAUUACCAUGUAGAGCUAUUGGAAAGCCAUUUCCGAUUGUACGAUGGUUCAAGAAUGGAGUUGAGGAGGUUGAUUUUGAUACUGGUAAUUCGUCGUUUCUUCUGUCAGGUGGUUCACUGCUCAUCAAUACCGAAAAUGCGAAUGAAAAUGAUCGAGGUGCUUAUGCAAAGUUUCAUUGUACAGCUGAAUCUGAAUUGGGCGUUGUGCGUAGCGUCACUGCCAUAGUACGACCGGCAUUCAUUUCUGCAUUCCAUAGUUCAAGGAUGGAUGUAUUUGCAUUCAACUCUCCUGGCAGAGGAGCACGAAUCGAAUGUCAGGCACCACUUCAUUAUCCAAAAUCGUUAUCGUUCUCAUGGAUGACCGACGGAUCCACCGAACGAUUCGUCUCGCAAACGGAUCGCAUCUUCAUAUCUCAUGACGGCACACUCUAUUUUUCGUACAUCCUCAAAGAAGAUGCUACUAGUUAUGCAUGCUCAUUGGCAUUGUCAUCAACACAAAGUGGUCAUUAUGGACCAUUUUUCAAGUUGAAACUACCCCUUCGACUUAGUGAGUACACUUUUGCGCCAAAAAUCGAUGAGCUGCAGCCUCAGGUGUUUCCCGAACAUCCUCAACUUAAACAUACAACUUAUCUGGAAUGUUUUGCGUACGCAAGGCCGUCUCCUCGCUACAAAUGGUCACGUGUCGAUGGUCGUCCAAUUUCCACAAAGGCUAAAUUGGUGAAUUACGGUCGUGUGCUAAAAAUCGAUUCAUUGGAGCCGGAAGAUUCUGGCACGUAUAAAUGCACUGCCGAAAAUGAGCAUGGAAUGGAUAGUGCUGAAGUAUCGUUGCUCAUCCAAGCUCGACCAGAAAUUUUGCGGCCGUUGACCGAUCGGAUUGCUGCAUCCAAUACCACAACAAUAUUCGAUUGUCGUUUAGCAGCAUCCGACGGAAACAUUGAGUGGUUUCGAGAUGCAGUUCCUAUUUCACCUCUUCUAAUGAGCUCAAAAGAUAGGUCAAGGUUGACAAUAAAAGGAAUUCGACGGGAAGAUAGUGGCAUUUACGAAUGUAUAGCGGUUAAUGAGGUUGGCUCAACCAGCUCUUCAGCCCGACUUACCGUUGUCGACUUUAUGCCACGAUUCGACAGCAAUAUCAUGCCGAAACGAAUAUUUGCAGUUAUUGGAGCUAAACUUAUGAUACCAUGUAUUUAUCAUGCAUCACCGAAUGGAUUCGUUCAAUGGUCACGUCAGAAUGGAGAGCGCGUAGCCGAUAAUGGGAGAGUACGAGUGGAUAAUAGCCAACUGAAUGCGCUCGUUAUUCAACGAGUUGAAAGAAGUGAUCAUGGUGAAUUCAUCUGCACGGCUACAAACGAAUAUGGUCAAGCCAGUUUUACCAUUCGAUUAUUUGUCAUAGAUAAUCCCAAUGUGAUUGUAAAACCGCAAAGCGAAUUUCGGGCAAGGCAAGGCAUUGAUGUGAAUAUUUCGUGUGAGAUUGAAAUCGCUUGUGAAGCGCCACGAAAUGAAUGUCCCGAGGCGUUAUUCGAAUGGACGCUCAAUGAUCGACCCGUCCGAUCUUUACCACAAUAUACCACAAUGCAUUCAAUGGCUUCUGAAGCUUAUGAGUCAGACACAAGCCAUUCUGGUUCUAAAGUUAAACACAAGUUCGAACUUGAGUUGCCAUCAGAACUUGGCAUUCAUCGUGAUGGACGGUUUGCUUGUACGUCUUUGUUUGGCGGUGCUGCCAUCGAAAUUGACAAUCGUUACGUGCCAUUAGCUCCGAUCCAUCUGAGAAUAUCGAAUAUAUCUUCAGAGAGUGCAUCUCUAUCAUGGACACAACCAUCGAUACGUCAACGUGAGCAGAAACACAAUCGGCCUUCGGCAAUCGAUACCUAUGUUGUUGAGUUUCGCAGAAGUGGAACAAGAGAAUGGGCGAUUGUGCCUAACGGAACAUUACAAACAGAUAUUAAUGCUCCGAUCAAUUCGCGUAGUAUCACAAGUCUUACAUCAUUUCAAUCUUAUCAGAGAAAUGAAUCGUUAAAAAGGAACGCAACAUUAAAUAUUGAUCGUGUUCAGUUUCGCGUCAAGGUAAUUGCAACAAACGGCUUGAGUGCUAUAUCGAAAAGUACCGAAUGGUUCAAAACUCUACCAGCACCACCAAAUGAGAUCAUUAAAAAUGUUACAUGGCGAAGAUUAGAUGCGGAACAUGUGCUCAUUCAGUGGACUCCUACUGAUGAGGUUCUUCUCGGAGAUGAAGCUGUUGUGCUACAUCUUCAAGAUUAUGAAAUGUGCUCAAUACUAUUAAAACAAUUUUUUUCAAAGAGCAAUUACGGUGGGCCCAAUUUUCAUUAUGAACUGUGGUGGAAUGAUGAGACGAAGGACUUGCAUGAGAUGGCAAUUUUAUAUGAAAGCGCUCAUGUGAUUCGAUUAAGCAAUACUAAAUACAACUGCAAAGCAAUUAAGUUGUCCAUUCGUGGUGUUAAUGAUGCUGGAAAAGGACCAACAAGCGCCGAAACUGUCUUGCAUAUUUCUCAACAAGCUCCUUCUCGAAGAGCAACAAACCUAGUGUCGAAAGUUAUUAAUUCAACUUGCACACUUCUGCAUUGGCAAUGGACGAGUGGUACCGAAUGCGAAAAUUUGUAUGGUAUUAAGAUCAGUUGCAAAGCAAUCUCGAAUGAUUCGAAAGAUACGCACGUCAAUAAUUCAAUCGCUUUUGGUUUCACACAGUGGAUGAUAUGUGGAUUGCAACCGUCCACCGUAUAUUCAUGUUCUGUGAUUCCGUUCGACAAAUACGCACAUGAAGGAGAGCAGAGUGAUGCAGUGGAAAUCGUCACUAAAUCUUCACCGCCUCAACAUGCGCCUCAUAUCAAGAACUGGCGACUUCAAAAGAUGCACAAUAUUUUAAGGGAAGUGCUUAUUCAAUGUAUCUGGAAUGGAGUGCCGUUUCGCUUCGUUUUGUGCCUUCAAACCUCUCUUCUGAUGUCGGAUACUACGUGGGUGCAAAUUUACGUUUCUGAAACUGCAUCGAAGCCAAUCACGUUGAAAAUAUCGGAAUCAGCACUUCAAACUCGACGGAAACCACUUGCAAGAAUUGAUGAGUUGAGACUGAUGUACUACUACACGUUCAGGGUUGGUUUACCGUGCAUCUGUACUUUUGUCGAAAAACAACAUGGGCCCUUUCAAAACACGCGCAAAAAACAUGCGCCGAUAUGGGCCCUUUUAAAGCAUUCACUAUCAUUUCCGGAGACUUUGUUCGGAUUCAUUAUUCCAUAUGUUGUGGAAAGAUAA
Molecule: messenger RNA, 3927 nt
Organism: Anisakis simplex (herring worm)
Lineage: Eukaryota; Metazoa; Nematoda; Chromadorea; Rhabditida; Anisakidae
Source: the annotation of a GenBank genome assembly